AUGAUCAACCUAGCAGCAGAAGCCGUGAGGAUGCAGACUGUUAUCGGAUACUACGCAUACGAUACAUACAAACAACAAAGAUACCCAGAGAUGAGGACGAUUUGCAAUUUUUUCGAGCAAUGGGGAGUCUCCGACAGAAUUGGCUUGGAUGCAUAUGUGGCUGUUUUGCGGCUGAUCGAUCACAAUGUGAGAGCAAUGGAUCCAGACUAUCUUUGGGAGGAUGACCAUGUGUAUCACAAGGUCGUUUGCCGCAUCAUGGUUGCCUUGAAGACAGGUGACCAGCGGGUCGAUAAAUAUAAUGAGUACGAGGAGCAGGAGAUGGGUGAGGACCAAGACGAGGCGAAGCAGAGCCCUUGGGCCCGGUUCAUCACUGAAGCAAAGCAGCUUCGGAUUGUUUGGACUGAGUCGAAGAAGUUUCGAGCACCUGUGGAGGUUGCCUAUAUUGCUGAUGGCUCGGAUUGGCUUCCUGAAGCUCAAGACUUUGUAACCAACGCGCAUAAGGAUACUGCUGAUGGCUUCAAGCAACUGGGCCUUCAGGACUGGUCUGAAGCGACGCAACAUCAGUUGGGCAUUCUUCCAGAGUGCUCAGCUGCGGACGAACUGGAAAGCACCCUGGCACGUGCAAUCUUUCUGGUGGCAGUCCGCUCUGGUUUCCUCCAGCACGGCAAGGAGUGGAAGGACUUGUCCAAGAUUGCUUGGCACUUGGCAGCCGCCACCAAGUUCCUGGUGGUGCGCGGUCAGGACGACGCUCAGAGUAGGUUGCAGGUUCAACCUGUGGUGAUGCGAACAUUUGAGCCUGCAAAUGCUCGUGUCGAUGGAACUGCGGUUGUAACCUCGCCGGAUCAGCAUGUCGUUGCUUACAUCAAGAAGCUAGCGACGCAAGAGCGAUGCUUGCCAGGAUACCUGCAGGGGUAUCAGGAGAAACGCCAACCAGCUCUUGCACUGUGUGCUUACAAGUCACCAACUGCUCUCAGACUGGAAGAGAAGAGCAAGCUGAUCACAAAGUGGUUCUUUCGGGCACUGGCCCACUUCACCGAAGUGCCUGAGUCAUCUCAACUGGCAAAGACGCUGAAGCAGGUGCAGGAAGAAGUGCAGAGAAGCCUGCAUGCUGUCGCAGAUUCUUUCAGGAAUCAGCGGAAGCAAUUGGCAGUGAAUGCGAGUGAUCAUAUCUCCAAGUUGGUGCAGGAUGCAGCGAAGCGAGCGAACAAGAAGAGCAGCGUGAAGAAGAAUGAAUGGACCUGGGAUUUGGAGCGUGUCUUACAGAUCGACUCGACUGAUGCCUGGAGACGGCUCCUGGCCGGCCGUGAGUUGCACGACGAGGGGGAGGGCGCCGAUCCCGCUGCGGGUCCCGCUGCAGCAGAGGGACUUGCAGAGGCGGAGGCUGAAGCGGCUGAAGUCGGUGAAAUGGAGAGUGCACCAGCUGCUAGACAUCGUGCGCAGCCUGUGGAGUCUGACAGUGAGGAAGACCUGGAACCGGGGGCAUCUGCUUCUCUGGAGAAGUUCUGCCAAAGGCAGAUCGAGCGCCAGGAGGAGAUGGCCCGUCCACUGGUCCGCCCGGUCUCGGAGGAAGCCGCUGAGCAACUGGCAGCAGGCACCAAGGCACGUGCAGCCACGGCUUUUACGUCCUUCGUGCCACACGGCUUGCCACACGGCACAGAUGAGGGAGGUACCGGCACUUGGGCAGGACAAGCGGGCCAAGAAGGCACCCAAGAAGGCACUUCUGGCGGCAAGGGACCGGUUGACCCCUGCAUUAGCGGAUGGCACCACACUUCGCAGAGCAACGGGAAUGAAGGAGAAGAGGGGGCAGAAGACCCGUCUCAGCAAGCGGGUGCAGCAGUUGACUCAUGGGGAGCGCGACAUGGAGGAGGUCAGAAAGAUGGAAAUGGUGCUGCCGCGACCAGCGCAGCUGGAUCAGCACCCGGCGGCCACGGCUCCGGCCCGAACGCGGCAGACGCUGCGGCAGACGCUGCGGCGGGACCGACGCACCGGGCACCCGCGGGCGGCGGGAGCCGGUGGACCCGUAGCGGGCAGGGCACAAAGGCGACCUCUGGAGAUGCGCAGGAUCGAUCUGGGAGAGGUGUUGGUGUCGGACUUGGCUCCGGCAGCGUCCCCAAGACUGGGGCACCACUCACGCGGAGUUUGAGCGCUCCGGAAUUGAGCAGGAGUGUUCCGCUUUGUGAGCGGCUUCCUUUGGCGGACUUGAGGGAUGGUGGGAUUGCAGCCCAGGUUCGGGCAAGCAUCAUCCAAACAAUGCUGGAAGGAGAUCUACCCAGCCAUUGGAGCUUAGACCCUGCGGUGAUGGAAAUAUUGUGGAGAAUCUUUCACGAAGGAAAGGCAGUCCUGAAUGCUACUGAGGUGCAUCGCCAGAUGGACCCCGUUGAGGAAUGGGUUCGUGUGGACAAAGUCUUCUUUUCACACGAAAACAUCAGCCAAGUGUUUAGCAAUGGUGUGUCGGUGCUGUCCUUGGUGGAGGAUUUGUGGCAAGGAAAAAGCAACUUCUCAGAUCCCCGCUUGCGGCUGGAGGUGGUUUGCUACCAGCACCGAAUUCACAGUCUUUGCAAUCGCCGCCUUUAUGCCUUCAAAGAGUACCAGAAGCGCCUGCAGAAGUAUGAUCGAAAGGCUCCGCCGGUGCAGAUCCACGUGCGGCGCUGGCCUUUGGAUCCCAUCACCGCUAAGUUCGUUUUGGCCUACACCACCACCUGCCAAGGGCAAAGAAUUGCACUUCGGCCUUUUCCUCGCUUCACAGUCAGGAGACCAGAGGCUCAGAAGGCCGCAAGUGCGCAGGAGUCAAGACCGGUCGAGGAUGACUGGAGAGGGGCGGACCCCUGGGCCAUGGGCAGUGACCCAUGGUCGCUUGCGCGUAGCUCACAAGCGUAG
Durusdinium trenchii is the source of this 2877-nucleotide messenger RNA. NCBI's taxonomy places the organism in Eukaryota, Dinophyceae, Suessiales, Symbiodiniaceae. The record is from the annotation of a GenBank genome assembly.